Blumeria graminis f. sp. triticale is the source of this 486-nucleotide messenger RNA. NCBI's taxonomy places the organism in Eukaryota, Fungi, Ascomycota, Leotiomycetes, Helotiales, Erysiphaceae. The record is from the annotation of a GenBank genome assembly.
AUGCUAGUGCAACAACAAAAUAUUCACGAUUCAAAUUUUUGGAUUUUCCUCGGUUUCAUGCCAAUUUCGAAAUCGUGGCACUUCAUAGUCAAAACUUCGCGGCCUAGACUUGGCGCCCGAUUUCAUUAUCUAUACACUUCGUAUCCUACUAUUGCACUGAGACAGAGUUCGUGGGAGGUGGGUACGGCUAAACGUUGUGUUCCCAGUUUACCCCUUUAUCCUUUGUCCGGCCCACGAUCAGAAAUGGUCAAAGAGCGAUACUACACCUUCGUCGGCCGCAGCUGCAACUUUCCACUGAUCCUCAUGAAGAGCGUAGUGUAUGCGCCCUCGCGCGGCUGUCAGCGGCAGCGGAGGGUCAGACGAGUUACCAACAUCGCCUGGCCGGUGUUUAGAUCGGGCCCGCUUUGUCAGCCAGGCAGAAUGCCCGAGCAAGCGCGUGUGGCCUCUGAGCCAAGCGGCCGAUGUGUACUACCAAGGGCCGUUUAG